Messenger RNA from Mesorhabditis spiculigera, 1659 nucleotides. Lineage: Eukaryota; Metazoa; Nematoda; Chromadorea; Rhabditida; Rhabditidae. The record is from the annotation of a GenBank genome assembly.
AUGAGCUUUUCCUUCGGCCAGUCGACGCCGGCAGCAAGUUCGGCGGGCGGUGGACUUUUCGGCUCGACGGCGCCGGCCUCUACAUCUACGCCGCUUUUCGGGGCCACCGCUGCUGCUCCUUCAACGGCACCACUUUUUGGUUCGGCGACCCCAGCGGCUAGCACUGCACCUGCUGCCGGUCUGUUUGGCGCCCCUCAAAGUGCAGCUCCAGCGCUUGGCACUGGCAGUCUCUUUGGUUCGACCCCGUCUGCAACGACCGCAUCAAUGCCGCUUUUCGGCGCCGCCACGGCUCCGGCCACCACAUCUACACCACUAUUUGGGGCUACGGCGUCCCCGAAACCAGCUACCGGUGGGCUUUUUGGCGCAGCGGCUCCGGCAACAGGAAGCCUUUUUGGGAGUCCCAGCACAACAGCCGCGAUGGGCGGCCUUUUUGGCGCGACUACGACCACGCCUGCUACCACUUUCGCAGCGCCCGCUCCUGCUCCGUCAAGCGUCGGCCUUGGAGGCAACAACUCGCACAUUCAACAGACUCUGGCCGCCGCUACUAUUCCACAGGCGGACCCCGAGAAGGAAAAGGCCGGUGUCAAGGAGGGUGACGUGCCGCCAGUUCUGCUCAACACCUACAAUGAAGUGCGAAAGAAGCUCGACCAGCAGCAGGCCCUCAUCAGAAAGUUCGAGAUCCGGGGCGACGACGGGACGGCUGAGGUUGAUGCAAAGAUCAGACAGCUGACGACCCGGCUGGACGACUUGAAGCAGCGGAUGAACGGAUCGCAGCGCGCCGCCGAGGCAACGAUGGAGGAAAUUGGCCGCGACGAGCAGAUGAUUCGCGUGCUCUGCCACGCGAACCGCGCCGUCACCCCCAUCUCGACCAAGCACACCCAGCACGUCCUCAUCUCGUUCAUGGAGCAUUUGGUGGCCGAGAGUCGGAAUCGUGUCGAUGCCCUUGAGAAGUCGCUGACCACGAUGAUCGAGCAGGUCAACGCGGCGCGAAAUGGGCACCACGGGAUGGACGUUGAGGCGCUGAAGGCCCACUUGGAGAGAUUCGAUCAUGCGUUCACCGGCACCGCAAAUCGCCUCUUCGAGUACAACCAACGGAUCGAGAUGCUGAAGGACGACUUCCUGCGCAGCGACCCCCGACUCGCACUUUCUGGCCGGAACCCGUUCACCAAGAUUCGCAACACUGAGCCCGAACCACCGAUCAGCUCAUUUGAAGAAAUCCGAGGCCCCGAAGUGAUGCCGAACAACGCCACGCUCCUCCGCGUCAGCCAGCUGAUCCACCAGGCUGGCCAGCAACAGCCCGCGGCUACGGCUGUAAAACCGACCACCGGCACCACGGGUUUCUUCGGUAGUCUCAACACACAGGCGGCCCCUUCAUUGUUCGGGUCGACUACAACGGCCGCCAAGCCGUUAUUCGGUUCAACUGGCGCUGCUCCAUCCUCUGGCUCACUCUUUGGAUCCCCGUCCGCUGGAGCCUCUACCUCCCUCUUCGGCGCUACUGCCACGUCUACAGCCGCUCCUACAACUUCGAGCAGCGCUUCUUUCUUCCCCUCGUUUUCCACGCCAACUACAUCCACUGCCACCGCGGCGAACAACGCCUUUGGAAAGCACAUCACGACACAGAGCUCGGGUCUUCUGUUCAGCAGCAAGCCGUUCGGGAAA